This is a messenger RNA of Hymenoscyphus albidus, 1517 nucleotides long. The record is from the annotation of a GenBank genome assembly. Lineage: Eukaryota; Fungi; Ascomycota; Leotiomycetes; Helotiales; Helotiaceae.
AGCUACCGUAGGGAUAGCUUGACAACAACUCAAGACCACUCCAUCCCACGACGUCCUCCGGUCACCUCCUCCAUCGGCCUGAUUUGAGAUUCUCCCAGCUCUUGCGCACUCUCGAAACGAAAUUCACGAUAGUCUAGCAAAAUGGCGGACAGAUAUUCCUUCUCCUUGACCACCUUCUCCCCAAGGUAAGCUUAAACCCUCUCGAGCUUCCCAUUGCGCGGAUCAAGCUAUUUCCGUGGCCCAAUUCGGUUCAUGGCUAAUUUCACACAGCGGGAAGUUGGUGCAAAUAGGUUCGUGGAGCUCUAAAUACACCCUGCGAAGCCUCGCGCUUCCACUUAUAUACCGACAAUGCAAUAAGUCCUGGGUGCUAAUGGUGAUGCUUCAGAAUAUGCAUUAAACGCGGUCAAUCAAGGUGUCACAGCAUUGGGAAUCAAAGGUAUGCUUUAUAUUUUGGCAGAUGAUCUCUUUUCUAUACAAAUUCUGACAUUGUUGCAAAGCUACAAACGGCAUUGUCCUUGCAACCGAAAAGAAAUCAUCGUCGCCCUUGAUCGAUCCUCCUUCCCUUUCAAAAGUCAGCCAUAUCACACCAAACAUUGGCAUGGUAUACUCAGGCAUGGGCCCCGACUACCGAGUACUGGUCGACAAAGCCCGCAAAGUCUCACAUACCGGAUACAAGCGAAUCUAUAACGAAUAUCCCCCAACAAGAAUAUUAGUGCAGGAUGUUGCCAGAGUCAUGCAGGAAGCAACUCAAUCUGGUGGUGUCAGACCCUAUGGUGUCAGUCUGUUGAUUGCAGGUUGGGAUGAGGGUAUUGAGCCGGAGUCCGAGGACGCUGCCACUACAGACACUCUGCCUGAUGACGAGAAGAAGCCAUCUGGAAAGACUGGUGGUAUCUUGAAGGGUGGACCUAUGUUAUAUCAGGUUGAUCCAAGUGGUAGUUAUUUCCCAUGGAAAGCCACCGCUAUCGGCAAAAGUGCUACGUCGGCAAAGACAUUCUUGGAAAAGAGAUACACUGAGGGUCUUGAGUUGGAAGAUGCUGUACACAUUGCAUUGUUGACCCUGAAGGAGACAAUCGAGGGAGAGAUGAAUGGAGAGACUGUUGAGAUUGGUACGUCAACAUCUGUGUAAUUUCUACCCCAGACUAACAAAAAUUCAGGAAUUGUUGGCCCACCAGCUCAUCAUCUACUUGGCGUUGAAGGGGUUGAGGGUGCUCAAGGACCAAGAUUCAGAAAGUUGAGUCCCCAGGAGAUUGAGGAUUACUUAACGAAUCUAUGAGUGCGUAUCUUCUGGUCUUGCAUUUGAUGGUUUGGGGCACCUGUAUUAUAGAUGAUCACAACCUGGAAGACGACAAAAUGGAUGAGACAAGAUACCAAAGAGUUUAAUGUUGCCUCUUGUCUACUUUUCAUUGCGAAUUUCACUAGCAUGCAUUUGUUCCCUUUGGAUAUUCUCCCUCAUUUGAAUUCCCGCCUAUCCGUUAGCCAGAAUUUACUAUCCAUCUAGGGCCAUGUCAGCCAUUUAG